Molecule: messenger RNA, 3655 nt
Organism: Paralichthys olivaceus (Japanese flounder)
Lineage: Eukaryota; Metazoa; Chordata; Actinopteri; Pleuronectiformes; Paralichthyidae
Source: RefSeq, a predicted model, not a curated record
GCACAUCUUCAAUCGAUGCAGACCAAAGUGAAACGAGUGAUCUGUCCCUCACCAGACUACCCAUCCUUUAAGAUGUCCCAGUCCACUGUCACUGAAGAGGGAGGCACCUUUGAGCACCUGUGGAGUUCCCUGGAGCCAGACAGCACCUACUUUGAGCUCCCACCAGGCAGCCAGCCAGGUGAGCGGCCAGUGCCCUCCACCAGCACCCCGGGGAGCCACUGCAGCGCUGCCGAAGUCUCCAUGGACAUCUACCAUAUGAGGGACAUGAACGACAAUGUGAUGUCCCAGUACAACUUGCUGAGCAGCAGCAUGGACAGCCUGGGGAGCCGUGCGACCUCCGCCAGCCCCUACAGCUCCGAGAACGCCUCCUCGUCGACCGUGCCCACCCCCUCUCCCUACUCCCAGCCCAACUCCACCUUCGAGGGCCUGUCGCCUGCCCCUGCCAUCCCCUCCAACACCGACUACCCUGGACCACACACCUUCCAGGUGUCCUUCCAGCAGUCCAGCACCGCCAAGUCUGCCACAUGGACUUACUCGCCCCUGCUGAAGAAACUCUACUGUCAGAUUGCCAAGACCUGUCCGAUCCAGAUCAAACUGUCCUCCUCUCCUCCACAUGGCAGCAUCCUCAGAGCAAUGCCCAUUUACAAGAAGGCAGAGCAUGUCACAGAGGUGGUCAAGCGCUGCCCUAAUCAUGAACUGGGGCGAGAUUUCAAUGACGGUCAAGCAGCCCCAGCCAGUCACUUGAUCCGGGUGGAGGGGAGUAACCUCUGUCAGUAUGUGGAUGAUCCUGUCACUGGCCGACAGAGCGUCUUCGUGCCCUAUGAGGCUCCUCAGGUGGGGACUGAGUUUACCACCAUCCUGUAUAACUUCAUGUGCAACAGCAGCUGUGUGGGUGGCAUGAACAGGAGACCCAUCCUCAUCAUCAUCACCUUGGAGACCAGGGAUGGUCAAGUCUUGGGCAGGAGGUCGUUCGAAGGUCGGAUAUGUGCGUGUCCUGGCAGAGACCGCAAAGCUGAUGAGGAUCACUUCAGGGAACAACAGGCCCUGAAUGAGAAUAUAGCCAAAAAUGGCAGUGCCAGUAAGCGCAACUUUAAACAGAGUCCGCCAAAUAUCCCGAGUCCAAAUAUUAACAUGAGGAAGAGACGACACGGAGAAGAAGAGAUUUACUACAUUCCUGUUCGUGGCAGAGAGAACUUUGAGCUGCUGAUGAAGAUUAAAGACAGUCUGGAGCUGGUGGAGUUGGUGCCACAGCCUCUGGUGGACUCUUAUAGACAACAAACACAGCAGCAACUGCUGCAGAGACCGAGUCAUAUAUCCUCCCCCACCGCUUACUCUCCACUGUCCAACAUGAACAAGCUUCAUGCCCAUGGAGGCCUGAGCAAACCGCCCUCAGUCAACCAGCUGGUGGGGCAGCAGCCCCAGCAACACCCCUCUGCCCCCACCUCCAUAGCUCAUAUGGGUUCAAACAUGCUCAACAGCCACCACAUGCAGGCCAACGGUGAUAUGAACGGUGGCCACAGCAGUCAGCCUCUAAUGUCUGCUUCCCACUGCAGCCCACCCCCUCCGUAUAACCCUGACCCCAGCCUCGUCAGUUUUCUGACCAGUCUGGGCUGUCAAAACUUCAUCGAGUACUUCACCUCCCAAGGCCUCCAGUCUAUCUACCAUCUUCAGACUCUCUCCAUGGAGGACUUAGGUGCGCUGAAGAUACCAGAGCAGUCCCGCCUCGCCAUCUGGAGAGGUCUGCAGGACAUGAAACAGGGUGCUCCCAUCCAGCUGCCCGCCUCUAAUCAUCACCAUGACUACCAUGGCCAGCAGCUUCUUCGCUCCAGUGGCAACAUGGCUGCCUCUGCGAUGGCUGCCAUCGGUGCUGCUGGUGGCGAACUGCAACGCCAGCGCGUCAUGGAGGCCGUGCACUUUCGCGUCCGCCACACCAUCACUAUCCCUAACAGGUCAGGUGUCGUUGGGACCUCAGGUAUGGCUGCGACUGGUGAUGAGUGGGCUGACUUUGGUUUCGACAUGCCCGACUGCAGAAUGUCACGCAACAAACACUCCAUCAAGGAGGAGUUCAUGGAAAGUGAUGUUCACUGAGGCUGAAAAGAAUCUUGGGACUGUUUUGACAGCGUUAUUGUCACAAUCAGCCUAAUAACAGAGUAAAGAAAUGUGGAUUGGGUCUUUAAAUGUGCAGUUAGGUGUUGCUGUCAGUGAUUUUGCAGAGAAUUUUUUUCAGUGUAUUAAUGCACUUUCCUGUGCUGUCCUUAUUUUGUGCAUGAACACUUGCUCCACCCAGGACUUUGAACAUGAGAUACCACAAAAGACGUCUCAAGUUCUCUCGGCAUUCACCAUUGCGACAAUACAACUGUCAAGGCAAUGCCAAUGAAAGCACACAUUUUUUGAACUGUACGUUUUGUGACUUUGAUGAUCAGAGGUUACAAGGGAGGAAUAUCAAAUAUUCUGGGAGGCGGGAUGUUGUUUGGUCUCACAGUGCAAUAAUAGAUUUUAAAAAAUAGUAGCAUCCACUGACACGGUGAACAUCAACUGUAGCAUUGAUACAGAAUCGCAUAAUAGACAUUUCGUAAAUUCACAUUCAUGUUCUAGUUUCAAUUUGUUCCUUUUUCUUUAAAAAUAAAACUAGUUCUCAGCUGCCUUAUUUAUUGCUCUUUCAGUUUCACUUGACUUGUGCAAAUGUAUAUACUGUAACUUGUAAAUGUUUUAGACUAGAUGUGGUUGAAAAUGGGUAUUUAGAAUCAAAAUUGUUUCCUGUUUGAACCAAAUGAACAGAGGUGAUUGGUAAAUCAGUUAUGGGAACACCUAGUAGUGUAUAUUAUUUCUAAUGGAAAAGAUAACUGGAUGACUUCUAGUUCAGUAUGCCCUCGUCAUUUCAAGUUUAACAUUUAUUAAAUGGGAUUUGGUAUGAAUAGAGUGUAUUCAAGGAAACUCCCAUCCAAGUCAACAAGUAAAAUCAAAAGUAGAACAUUGAAUCCAUUACUUUUUUACUGUGGGAAGUGUUGUAUUUAUACUAGUAUGGAAACACACUACAAAACAGCUGAGAGGUCAAAAUAUCAAAAACAGUAUUAUAUCUUAAUAGCAGGGAUUUAAUCAGAGUUGUAAAAAAGACAUUGAGAAUAGCAUCCCUAUUUAAGACACUAGGCAAGACAGCAGCAUGUUUCUACAUUUUGGUGUAUUUUGAAUAAAACCUUGCAGGGCAGGGUCCUCAUACUAGCUGUGUACUCAGUGUGUUUCUUCAUAGCACUUGAUUGUGGAUAUUUAAUAAUAAACAACAUUCCAGUUUGAAUCCUAGAUUUCCAUUAACAUGAUUGAUCAUGGUGCAAUUUUAGUAUGGUGUCAAAUUUGUUUGUAGUAAGUACCUGACUUUGUACCAUGACAAUAAUCUCUACCUGAUAUGCAGUUAUUUUUCCAUGGGCCUCAUACAUACACACUUCCACUGGCUAACAUCAACUGGUCAAAGACAGAGCACUUUAAUGCUUUAAAGGUAAAAUGGUUUAGGAUUAUUUGUGCUUAUGAUCAGUAUUAUGCAUUAUCAUAAUGUAAAUAGAAAUAGUGCUUUGUUUUGAUAUUUCUGCUACGUUUUUUUAUAUAUAUAUAAAGAUUAUUAUUGAAAUGUUUGUAACUAUUGCUGUUCAUCAAUGUCUGUUAG